Sarcophilus harrisii (Tasmanian devil) is the source of this 3026-nucleotide messenger RNA. RefSeq names its product selenoprotein T (gene SELENOT). Lineage: Eukaryota; Metazoa; Chordata; Mammalia; Dasyuromorphia; Dasyuridae. Gene Ontology annotation, molecular function: thioredoxin-disulfide reductase (NADPH) activity. The transcript is spliced from 6 exons. Gene Ontology annotation, cellular component: endoplasmic reticulum membrane. Gene Ontology annotation, biological process: cell redox homeostasis. The record is from RefSeq and is a predicted model, not a curated record.
AUUCUUGCCUGCGCCUGCGCCAAACCCGGUGCUCCCGUUCCCUUUCAGCUCGUGCUCUCGUUCGGCUCGGCUCAACUCGGUUCAACUCGGUUCAAUUCGGCUCGGCUCGGCUCGGCUCGUUCCGCUCCGCUCGGCUCGGCUCGGCUCGGCUCGGCUCGGCUCGCUCCGCUCGGCUCGAGGCCCGGCCUGGCCCUGCCCUGCCCUGCUCAGUGUCGGGCUGAGCGGCGGCCGCUGCGGCACCAAGACGAUGAGGUUCUUGCUGCUCCUUCUCAUGGCCGCGGCGGCGCUGCGGGGCGAGGCCUCGGCCGAUACGGGCGGCGUGCCGGGCAAGCGGCUCAAGAUGCAGUACGCCACGGGGCCGCUGCUCAAGUUCCAAAUCUGUGUUUCCUGAGGCUAUAGGCGGGUGUUUGAGGAGUACAUGCGGGUUAUUAGCCAGCGGUACCCAGACAUCCGCAUAGAAGGAGAGAAUUACCUCCCUCAACCAAUAUAUAGACACAUAGCAUCUUUCCUGUCAGUCUUCAAACUAGUAUUAAUAGGCUUAAUAAUUGUUGGCAAGGACCCUUUUGCUUUCUUUGGCAUGCAGGCUCCAAGUAUCUGGCAGUGGGGCCAAGAAAAUAAGGUCUAUGCGUGUAUGAUGGUUUUCUUCCUAAGUAACAUGAUUGAGAACCAGUGUAUGUCAACAGGUGCAUUUGAGAUAACGCUAAAUGAUGUACCAGUAUGGUCAAAGCUGGAAUCUGGUCACCUCCCAUCCAUGCAGCAGCUCGUUCAGAUUCUUGACAACGAAAUGAAGCUCAAUGUGCAUAUGGAUUCAAUCCCACAUCAUUGAUCAUAGCCCCAUCUUUCAGCCCUGAAAACUCUUUUGCAUUAAUGGAUUUUUUCGGGAACAACGUGGUUGGCACCAAUGAAGGCCUGUACUGAAGACAGCAAGCUGUUAGUGCAGACCAGAUGCUUAAUUUGCAGCCCCGUUGAACUUGGAAAACCUCAAUGCAAGACAGUCUUUCAGGGUUGGCAUGUUUUGGAAUACUGCACAUUCAUGGAGUGCAAUAAUACUGUAUAGUUAUAUUUUUUUUAAAGGGUUAAUUCAGCCAGUUAAUUGUUUUAAAAUGCAGGCAUUACUACUUGUAACUUUAUUUCUUAGUCAUGUUUGGGUGGGGGAAGUGGCAAAUUGCGUUAAUAUCUGAUUUUUUUCCUUGAAAGAUGUCUGUUACAUCUGUUGUGAUUUUAUAUGAAUUUAUGUUCUUUUUGUAGUUUAAAAUGGAUAUUUGGGAAAAUAGCUGACAUUCCCAAGUACUUUACAAAAGUCUGUCAAACAUCUCUAAUUUGGUUAUGUCCUGUUUGUAUGGUUUUCAAAAUAUUGCAAAUUGUGAACAGUGCAUUAUACUAGAUUAUGAAAAAAAAUAUAUAUAUAUCCUGACUACAACACCAUUUUUGUGAUUACAAGAGAACUACUAAAAGACCCACCGCUUUUUAAAUCCUAUUGUCUAGCUCAAGUGUCUUGCCUUGACCAGUCUAAUGAAUUGAUUAACUGGGCCUUUAUACUUAUCCUAAAUAUAAAACUAAGCAAAUUUAAGUUAAAUAAAAAGUUUUCAUUUCCUGUGUAAUGUGCCUUUAAACAUUAUAUUUAAUAACUGCCUACCUAAAUCUUUAUUUUUCUUUGCUUAAAGAAAAUCUGAGAAUGCACAAUCGAGUUGUCCAAGAUACCUCAGGUUUUCUAUUAGGUGAAGUGCUUAUCUUGUUCAGAAUCCUUUACAGUUUGGCUACUGGGACUAUCCAUUUACCUAAUAGGGUAGUAAGCAUGUUGUAUCAGGCUUUUACUAGAUUCCCUUAGUUUGUUGUAGGAAUAAAAUCUGAUCUAUAGUCUGUUUGAAUACAUGUGAAAACAAACCAAAUUAUAAGAGGAUUCUCCUGUUAGUUUCCUCUCAAGGAAUUCUAAUGUUCCACUUUAAUUACAGAUUAGAUUUCUAUUUUUAUACUUAAAUAGUGAUGGCAAUUAUUUGUUAGAUUAAUGAAAAACUGUCCUUUGGUGAGAAGUACAUUGAUGUAGUGACCAAAUUUAGAUCCUGUAGAGAAAAGUAGGAUGAAAAAUGUUAAAGCAGAUUUUUGAAAUUCAAAUUUAACGUCUACUUUUAAUGGGCAUGAAUUUUGCUAAUGAAAACAGUUCUUUUAGCAAAUGAUUAGCCUUGACAAUAGAAGUAUAAGAACUUAUAGUUAAUGAAUUUGCUCAUUUUUCUUUUCUGCUUUGGCCUUUUGCUGGUUUUGGCCUUUUACUGAUAAAGUUUCAACACUUAUUAAAAGUAAUUUAUCAGAUUGCCAAAGAAUAAAAAUUAGCUUGGUGAUUUAGAUGUUGAAUAUGACAGCAGUAAUCCAGUGAACAAAACCAUUGGCCUACUCCAAUUUUAUGAAGUAGAAAAAUGGAGAAAAUGAUUCAGAGGUUACCAUCAUUAAUAGGUAGUUAUUGAGAGUCUACCAUGUACAGUGUAUCAGAUAGCUAUCGUCCUUAUUCUGGAGUUGUUUGUAAUUUUGGUGGAGGGAGAAAGAUUUAUAUAUAGGAAAUGCCAUCUGCGACGUCUUCUUUUAGCUAAGUAACAAAUAUGGCAGACUGUAGAGGAUAUGGAAGCAGUCAGGAGUGCUUCCAUGGUGUUCUGUGGAUGGACAUGCAGGCUCAUAGAUUUAGAGUUGAAAGGGACAACAAAGACCCCUCCUUAUUUUACAGUUUGAGAAACUGAGACUGAGAGAUACUGAAUUCACACAGAUUCUAGUCAGUAGCAUCUUCAGGAUGCAAAAUUCCCUAGGAAGCUGAUGGGGGUAGAGAGGUCUGCCCGUAGAGUCAGGAAAAACAGUGGAAAUCACAGCCCUGAUAUAGUCUAGCUGUGAGACUGAGCCAGGACACGAACCUCUUUGAACUUCAGUUUCCUCAUCUGUAAAAUGGGGAUAAUAGUGAUAGUACCUACCUCACAGGGUUGUUGUGAGGCUUAAGUAAGAUAAGUUCUGCAAAGUACUUAUAUAAACAUCAUUUGUCUCUCAAA